This is a messenger RNA of Sceloporus undulatus (fence lizard), 1631 nucleotides long. RefSeq names its product phospholipase C zeta 1 (gene PLCZ1). NCBI's taxonomy places the organism in Eukaryota, Metazoa, Chordata, Lepidosauria, Squamata, Phrynosomatidae. Gene Ontology annotation, biological process: lipid metabolic process; positive regulation of cytosolic calcium ion concentration involved in egg activation; intracellular signal transduction. Gene Ontology annotation, cellular component: nucleus. The transcript has 11 exons. The record is from RefSeq and is a predicted model, not a curated record. The coding region runs from base 66 to 1586 and encodes 506 amino acids. Gene Ontology annotation, molecular function: phosphatidylinositol-4,5-bisphosphate phospholipase C activity.
UAGACCAUAUCUGCAUCAGAAAGACAGCAAGGAGAAAUAACAGUUCAGCAAGGAGAAGUAAUGAGAUGACAUUUGAAGGCUUUCUAAGAUACAUGACUUCAGAGGACUGUAUGAUAUUUAAAACUGAGCAUCAAACUGUUUACCAGGAUAUGUCCCAUCCAUUAUGUGAAUAUUUUAUUUCAUCCUCGCACAACACCUACCUCAUAUCUGAUCAGCUAAUAGGGCCAAGUCAUCUGUGGGGCUAUGCAAGUGCUCUGAUGAAAGGAUGUCGCUGCUUGGAAAUUGACUGCUGGGAUGGACCAGGCAAUGAACCUGUUGUUUAUCAUGGAUACACAUUAACAAGCAAAAUUAGCUUUAUGACUGUCAUCCAGGUGAUCAAUAAGUAUGCAUUUUUGGUCUCUGAUUAUCCUCUGAUACUGUCUUUGGAUGACCACUGCAGCCCUAAACAGCAAGAAGUAAUUGCAGAUUAUCUAACAAGUAUCCUGGGUGACAAGUUGGUUACAUCUACAGUUCAUGAUGAGAUGCCAACUGAGUUGCCCUCUCCUGAGGCACUGAAAUUCAAAAUAGUGAUAAAAAAUAAAAAACUUGGAACACUUGAAGAAACACUUGCAAGAAAGGGCAUAGAUAGCCAUGGUCAGGCAGGAGAAUUUGAAGAGGAAGAAUCAAGUGAUGAGGAGCAAGAUCUUUCACACCCUAAGCAACCCUUGCUUAAGAAGAGACAAGCGCAUUGGAAAGGUUCAGGCCCAGCGUAUAAAAAGCAACGAAUGAAAAAAAUAAACAUUGCUGUGGCACUGUCAGACCUUGUGAUUUAUGCUAAAACUCGAAAGUUUAUAAGCUUUGAAGAAUCCCGAGAAAAGCAGCUUUUUUAUGAAAAUAAUUCAAUUGGAGAGGCAAAAGCCCGAAAGCUGGCAAAACUAAAAGCUAAUGAAUUUGUUCAACAUACAGUCCGAUUUAUUACAAGAAUAUACCCUAAAGGAACACGAGCAAACUCCUCCAAUUAUAAUCCUCAGGAAUUCUGGAAUGUUGGAUGUCAGCUAGUGGCAUUAAAUUUCCAAACAUCUGGAUUGCAAAUGGAUCUCCAAACUGGGAAAUUUUUGGAUAAUGGUGGUUCUGGAUAUAUCCUAAAACCAGAAUAUCUCAGAAAUAGAGACACACAAUUUUCGCCAUAUACUUUUACUGCAAACCAUCAAGGAGUUCAUCUUACAAUAAGGAUUAUAAGCGGGCAUCAAUUACCACCUAGCAGUCUCUCAAGGACUAAUAAAGCCGACCCCUUAGUUGUAAUAGAAAUUUAUGGUGUUCCAGAAGACCAGACAAAACAACACAGUUCUGUAGUUAAGGGCAAUGCUUUGUGCCCUAGAUGGGAUGAAACAUUCACAUUUAAUGUCCAAGUUCCAGAGCUUGCCUUAGUACGAUUUGUUGUACAAGAUCAGCUUUCUCUCACUUCCAACGAGUUCCUUGGCCAGUAUACUUUGCCACUUUUGAGCAUGAAUAAAGGUUAUCGUCAGGUUCCACUGCUUUCCAAACUUGGUGUCAGUCUUCAUCCUGCUUCUCUCUUUAUACAUGUCUGGUACUUUAAGCAAAAGUAAUUGUUACCAGUGUUCCCUCAGCUGUUUGUUCUCUCAAUAAAAACC